Leucoraja erinaceus (little skate) is the source of this 1247-nucleotide messenger RNA. RefSeq names its product decreased expression in renal and prostate cancer protein-like. Gene Ontology annotation, molecular function: DNA-binding transcription factor activity, RNA polymerase II-specific; DNA binding. The record is from RefSeq and is a predicted model, not a curated record. Gene Ontology annotation, biological process: neuron differentiation; regulation of DNA-templated transcription; central nervous system development. NCBI's taxonomy places the organism in Eukaryota, Metazoa, Chordata, Chondrichthyes, Rajiformes, Rajidae. The transcript is spliced from 3 exons. The annotation marks the transcript as partial.
AUGCCAAGGGGACUAUCCGUGAGAUCGUGCUGCCGCGGGGCUUGGACCUGGACCGGCCGAAACGUAGCCGGACCUCCUUCACGGCCGAGCAGCUGUACCGGCUGGAGAUGGACUUCCAGCGAUGUCAGUACAUGGUGGGCCGUGAGCGGACCGAGCUGGCCAGGCAACUCAACCUGUCCGAGACGCAGGUAAAGGUGUGGUUCCAAAACCGUCGGACCAAGCAGAAGAAGGACCGGAGUCGGGAGAGCGAGGGUGGAUCGCCGGGAACGUCGGAGGCCGCCGCCACCUGCAACAUUCUCCGGCUGCUGGAGGAGAGGAGGCUGCUCCCAAUGUCCACCUCCGUCUGCCCUCUGACCCAGGGGCCGGGCCCUCUGACCCAGGGACUAGGCCCGUUAUCCCACGCAACAGGCCUUCUCUCCCACGGAACCUCCCCCCCCUACUCCCAAGGAACGGAUCCAUUAUCCCAGGGCCUAGGCCCGUUACCCCAGGCAACAGGCCCUUUGGCCCAGGGGUCAGGCCCUCUGACCCAUGAGUCGGGACCGCUGACCCAGGGGACAGGCCCAUUGUUCAUGGAGCUAGGUUUGUUACGCCAGGAUACAGGCCCACAGAGCCAGGGAUUAGGCCCGUUGUCCCAAGAAACAGACCGGGCCUGCUCCCUGGCCUCCACCCUCUUGUCCCAGGCAACGGGCCCUCUCUCCCAGGCAACGGGCCCUCUAUCCCAGGCAACCGGCUCUUUAUCUCAAAGGGUAGGCCCGUUAUCCCAGGGACUAGGCCCGUUGCCCCAAGAAACAGACCGGGCCUGUUCCCAGGCCUCAGCCUCGUUGUCCCAGAUCACAGGCCCUCUGUCGCAGCAAGGAUUAGGGCCGAUAUCCCAGGGAUUGGGCCCUCUAUCCCAAGGCUCAGGCCCUCUGACCCAGGGACUAGGCCCGUUGCCCCAGACAACCGGCCCUCUAACGCAGGCCGACCAAGCCUGCGGCCUAGAUGCUCCCAUCAGCGCCUCUCCCGGCCCCUCCGCUGCACCCCCGACCCCCUCCCCUCCCCGCCGGCUGGGUGGUCCCUGCGGCCCCCUCCCCCACGGGCCCUCUCCCGGGUAUGGCUCAGGAACCUCGGCCUUCGAGCCCUACGCCCGGGCGGAGAGGAGGGACGGCCUUCCAGAGAAGACAUUUUGGACUAACUCUGCUCCUAUGACAUGGACGGACUUAUUUGGCUCAACUCAGGAAGUCACGGCUCAGUCACCACCUUACUGA